GCGAGAUUUGAGCAAAAAACGUGAAAAAAGUUUUUAUUCAUCAAUAUGCCUCCAAAAUCUAAAAAUCGGACUGAAUGGGGAGAAUGCGUAACAUGCAACAAGACCGUUAGUUUCAGGGACUUCGAUAAGCACCAGGUCACAUGUAAAGGUGAUGGGAAACGUGAACAUGGGUGGUUUGAAAAUGGCAUUUUGUUUGCGGAAAUAUUUGCUGACUCAGGAAAUACAGGUGAAAACAUCAAGCUGCCACUAUCAACCAGAAAAAGCCUCGUGUUCAUGAGCCCCUCUACAAUGAAACUUGCAGGUUUCUCAAUAGGUCAGCCAGUGGUCUUGAAUGGCGGACACGUUUAUACUGUAUGGCCAUGUGACACUACCCCACCAGCUAAAAUAGCAUUGGCUGUGGAAAUUCAAGAGAAGAUUGGUGCGCCUACUAUAGUUACAGUUGAGAGUUUACCCACACCAUGUGAAGAUGCUAACCAACUUAUUGUUAGUUGCAGUUGCAGUGAAGCAAGUGCAGUAGAGUUUCAGAAAUAUGCCAUACACAGUCUAGUUGGUGCGUAUGUGACUAUUGGAUCUUCUCUAGCAAUCAAAUACUAUGGGCAGAAUGUCAGUUUGGUUGUACAGGCUAUAAUGGGACCUGCGUCAUCAGAACAUACUAACAACGAAGCAGAAUCUCAACAGCUCAGGGACCUGUCAAUCUCAUCAGAACAGUACCUUAGUGGGACCAUAUCUCAAUAUAGGGACCUGUCAGUUUCAUCUGAGCAAACUAAGAGUGACCUGUCAUCUUUGGAUUGUAACAGUGGGGAUGUGUCAUUAUUAUCAAAAAGUGUCGAAAAUAUAGAUUUGAAUGAUAGUGAGUCGGUAAAUAACCUAACAUCGACUCCCUCAAAAUGCAAUAAUGACAGCCAGAGCCAGAGGUCAGACGAUAGGGACCUCUUGGUCUCGACCCCGAAAUCAAGUGAAAAUAUGAAAUCACAAUUCUGCACUCCAAAUAUUAAAAGGACUACAUCUACAGGACAAAAGUGCAAUAAGUUUUACAAAAUAACAAGUAAGACAAAGUUGAUGCUGGAUGGCAAAGAAGAUGGGGAUGCGGAUGAAGAUGAAGUGAAUGCUGAUACGGGGUCUGUGACUCUAGAAGAUAUAGGAGGCCUUGAUGCAGAGAUUGAGAUGAUACGAGAGCUGAUCCAACUACCUCUGAAGCAUCCUCAUGUGUUUAAAUCACUAGGUUUGUCAGUUCCAAGGGGUGCGUUGCUGUAUGGUGCACCAGGCUCAGGAAAGUCCUCAGUCAUCCAGGCACUUUGUAACGACCUUAAUAUCCAUUCAGUCAUCAUCAAUGCAGCUUAUAUAUGGAGCAAGAACCCUGUGGAAUCUCAAUCAAAACUUGAAACAGCAUUUACUGAAGCAAUAUCUAAGGCACCCUCCAUUGUUUGUAUCGAUGAUGUGGAUGCUAUAUGUUCCCGGAAAUCAUCCCAAAAUGAGACUGACAGACGUAUUGUCACCUGCCUCGUGUCACUUAUCGAAGGAUUGAAUAAGGGCAAAGGAGCAGAGGUGGUUGUGUUAGGUACUACCAGUAAAGUGGAGCAAGUGGACCCAGCCCUAAGAAGACCUGGCAAGUUUGAUAGAGAGAUAGAGAUCCCUGUCCCCAAUGCAAUUCAUAGAAAUCAGAUUCUAAGUAAAAUGCUGAGAGGUGUGAAGCACAAUGUGGGCACAGAGGAAUGUAAGAUGAUCGCUGACUGCACCCAUGGAUAUGUGGGAUCUGACCUGAAAUCUCUCUGCCAGGAAGCUGGUCUGUUGGCUUUAAAGAGACAUCUAGGGGAGGUUGACGUUGGGGGAAACUAUGAAGGUGAUGUAAUGUUAGAGGUAUCUGACUUGAAGCAGGCCAUGAAGACAGUACAACCAAGUGCCAUGAGGGAGGUCGCUGUGCAUGUGCCUAAGGUUCUAUGGUCUGAUAUAGGUGGUCAAGCCUCCUUGAAGCAGAAACUUCGCCAGGCUGUAGAAUGGCCACUGACUCACCCUGAGGCAUUCACACGCUUGGGUAUCCAACCCCCCAGAGGUGUCCUGAUGUAUGGACCUCCAGGGUGCUCUAAGACUAUGAUAGCCAAGGCUUUGGCUACUGAGAGUGGCCUCAACUUCCUCUCUAUCAAGGGUCCAGAACUGUUCAGCAAAUGGGUCGGAGAAUCAGAGAGAGCUGUGCGUGAACUUUUCCGUAAAGCAAGGGCAGCUGCGCCAUCUAUAAUCUUUUUUGAUGAAAUCGAUGCACUCACUUCAGAGAGAGGAAGUGCUGGAGGAAGUAAUGUGUCAGAGCGUGUUCUAGCUCAACUUCUGACAGAAAUAGAUGGCGUAGAAAGUCUCAAGGAUGUUACCAUAGUAGCAGCAACAAACAGACCAGAUAUGAUUGAUAAGGCAUUAAUUCGACCUGGCCGUAUAGAUAGGAUGGUUUAUGUUCCACUUCCCAAUGCAGAGACUCGCAAUGACAUAUUCCAAAUAAGGUUGCGAACAAUGCCCCUCUCUGAUGAUGUCACAAUAGAUCACCUGGUUGCAGGCACUGAAGGAUAUUCUGGAGCUGAGAUUGUUGCAGUGUGCCAUGAAGCUGCUAUGGCCGCAAUGGAGGAGAGCAUGAAAGCGGACUCUGUUACUAAGCAACAUUUUCAAACUGCCUUAUCAUUGGUUAAACCUAGGAAUACACCUGAUUCAAUGGAGGUGUUCACAAACUUUCACAAAAAUAGUGGACUUCAUUCUGUUAAAUGAAUUCAGAAUGUAUUGUGAUGCCAAAUGCUUAAAUACAACAAUGAUGCAUUCAGAAAUGGAUUAAGUUAUCAGUUAAUGAGUG
Molecule: messenger RNA, 2827 nt
Organism: Owenia fusiformis
Lineage: Eukaryota; Metazoa; Annelida; Polychaeta; Sabellida; Oweniidae
Source: the annotation of a GenBank genome assembly